Molecule: messenger RNA, 1615 nt
Organism: Saccostrea echinata
Lineage: Eukaryota; Metazoa; Mollusca; Bivalvia; Ostreida; Ostreidae
Product: acetylcholine receptor subunit alpha-like 1
Exons: 5
Coding region: 186-1502 (438 amino acids)
Biological process (GO): chemical synaptic transmission; monoatomic ion transmembrane transport; signal transduction
Cellular component (GO): neuron projection; postsynaptic membrane; synapse
Molecular function (GO): transmembrane signaling receptor activity; acetylcholine-gated monoatomic cation-selective channel activity
Source: RefSeq, a predicted model, not a curated record
UGGCGGGGAGAGACUUCCGGACCCUGCUUCUAGCAGUAUCCUGUUUGUGGACACUAAUCGGGGACAUUGUAUUGUGUUCUACUGAGGAGGAGCAACUGAUCCAUAAACUGUUAGGCCACACCUACAAUAAACUAGUGCGACCACGCGGCGAGGGCAUCAACGGGACACUUAAAGUGAAAAUAGGCAUGAGGUUAUCACAGCUGUUGAAUAUUGACGAGAAAAACCAGAUUAUGAAGACGAGUGUGUGGUUACAUCAGGAGUGGUUCGAUAAACGUCUGAUAUGGAACCCCCAGGACUUUGGGGGGAUUAAUAUGACCCAGAUACCAUCUACUGAUCUUUGGAAGCCUGACAUAGUAUUAUACAACAAUGCGGAUGGUGAUUUUAUCGUGACACAUAAAACAAAAGCCAAAGUUUAUAAUACAGGUAAAAUUGUGUGGGAACCGCCUGCUAUCUACAAGAGUUACUGCCCCAUAGAUGUGGAGUUCUUUCCCUUUGACAGACAGGAAUGUUUUAUGAAGUUUGGGUCCUGGACUUACGACAUGGAGCAGAUCGAUCUGGAACACAUUUGUGACGAGAAAGCUAUAACGUACAUUGUUGGCGACAAAGAAGAGCGGGUGAUCGACAGAGGGGUGGAUUUAAAAGACUUUUAUUUCAAUGUUCAGUGGGACAUCAUUAAUGUCACGGCUACGUGGCGGGAAAAGUCCUUUCCUUGCUGUGAUGUGUCCUAUCCUUUUAUAAUCUUUAACAUCACUCUCCGCCGACGUCCUAUGUUCUAUUCUCUCAACCUUAUUAUGCCCUGUCUCUCCAUUUCCGGUCUCACGGUCCUGGUCUUCUAUCUACCAUCCGACAGCGGGGAGAAGAUUACAUUGUCCAUCUCUAUACUCCUGGCUCUCACUGUGUUCUUUCUGCUACUCUCUGACAUUAAUCCGCCAACUUCCUUUGUUAUACCACUUAUCGGGAAAUACCUUCUUUUUACAAUGAUUCUUGUGACGUUAUCGAUAUUUUUAGCAGUCAGCUCCAUAAGAAUCACGAACCGGAAGCCUUCAACUCACAAUAUGAGUCCCUGGGUAAAGCGAGUAUUCACAGAUAUACUUCCGAGUAUUUUGAGAAUGAGAAGACCAGGAAGUAAGAAAAACAUCCCUUCUGUGAUAGGGGGUCUGAUUCAUUGUGUCAGGAAGGACUACCAUUGCUCUCUUCAUUUACUGACCCCAAAUGAUGAAAAUAAACCUAUUUCUGGUGAAUUCCUGGGAUACCCGAAACAUGUGCAGCGAGCUGUGAUCGGGGUUAAGUUUAUAGCUGACAACCUCAGGAAAAACGACGAAGUAAAAAUGGAAGAGUUGGACUGGAAAUAUAUCGCUAUGGUGGUGGACCGACUCUUUUUGUAUUUGUUCUCUGCAGCCUGCCUCUGUGGGACAUUGACUAUAUUUUUGUAUGCCCCUUCGUUACAUGACCCCCGGGACGAACUAACUCUUCAGGACAACACAGAGGAAUGUCUUUAUUGACGCAAUAAAACACUGGAUUUCAUCGCAUCAUGAUCAAAUAUGUUUUACUAGAAUUAGAGAAGAUCUUAUUCAAAUAAAAAAAUAAAUGCGCAUUUAACAUAACAAUAAUUAUA